Messenger RNA from Vanrija pseudolonga, 331 nucleotides. RefSeq lists its product as uncharacterized. The coding region runs from base 16 to 261 and encodes 81 amino acids. NCBI's taxonomy places the organism in Eukaryota, Fungi, Basidiomycota, Tremellomycetes, Trichosporonales, Trichosporonaceae. The transcript is spliced from 3 exons. The record is from RefSeq and is a predicted model, not a curated record.
CCCAAACACGACAUCAUGCCCGCGACAACAUACCCCCCACAGCAGCCCACAAUCGACCAGCAGCCCGCGCCGUCCCGCAUGAUGGACGCCGCCAACCCGCCGCCUGACAAGACGACCGAGGAGACGCUGCGUCUCCGCGGCGGAUGCGGAGUGUCGUGCUGUAACCCGUGCGCUAUCAAGAUCCUGGGCUUCGGCUUCUCGUGCCCCCGCCCGUGUAACAUCGAGUGCUGCUGCAUCACUUGUGGUGAGAAGGGUAUUUGAGAGGCGUGAUGCAGCCUUGGUGAAGAGACUAAUGAAGCCGGUCGUUGUAUCCUGCCGGAAUGUAUCCAUG